AUGAAUGAACCCAUCAUUGAGGUUAGGGAAGAUUUCAUGCUUUCACCAGCUGGUGACAGUAAACCAACUUUAAGAACAGCCCAUUUUCUCAAACCUAUUGCAAACACCAUUGAAGAACCAGCUUAUGAGUUUAACCCAUUUUCAUCAUUUUCUUCUGUUUUUGACCCAAAUCAAUGGCCUCUGAAAAUCCAUUUCAAUGGCUGGCGACACCAACACACCAAAUGGCUUAGGUGGGUUGAUCAACUUCAACUGAGAUUUGAAACAUUAUGGAAGAAAGUUGGCAUCUUUGAAGCUAUAAUGAACACCAAGUGUCGCAUUAUGAGGGAUCAAAACUUGCUAUUUGGGGUUGUUGAGAAGUGGUGUUGUGAAACAAAUACCUUUGUAUUUCCCUUUGGUGAGGCAACAAUUACUUUGGAGGAUGUUAUGGUUUUGGGGGGUUACCCUAUUCUUGGUGAUCCUGUUUUCACUUCACUUGAAGACCGUGAAAUGAGAGAGGUGGAAAAGAAAUUGAUCCUUGCAAGAAAGGAGCUUACUACUAAUGAGAAAACAAGAGGUGAUGCGAGAACAUCAUUGUGGAUGGAUAUAUUCAUUGAUAGAGGUAGUGAAAUUGAACAUGAAGCAUUUCUUGUUACUUGGUUGUCAUUUUUUGUUUUUCCUCAUAAAAGAAAUAAUGUGAAAAGUUGUUUGUUUCCUAUUGCUGUUCAUCUUGCUAGAGGAAAUCCUAUUGCUUUAGCACCGGCUGUUUUGGCUAGCUUAUAUAAGGAUUUAAGUUUUUUUAAGAAAACAAUUGUUGAUUUGUCAAAAUAUCCUGUUGGUGCUGAUAGGUUUCCUUUAGAAGUUACUAUUCUUCAAUCACCCUUUUAUUUGGUUCAAGUUUGGGUGUGGGAGAGGUUCAAAAAUUUACAACCGCAACCCAUGUUGAUCAACUAUGCAGACCCUUUAUUGUUUAGGUGGAAUAAGAUUCAGGCCUUGAAAAUUGAGAAUGUUAAGUUGGCACUAGACUCAGCUAUCGAUGAUUUUCUUUGGCGUCCGUAUGUUAGAUAUUCUGAUAAAUAUAGGAUGUUUUAUCCAAAUGAUGAAAUUUGGGUACCAUUUAAGAAAGAUUUGGAUAAAGAAAUGUUAUCAUUUUUUACAUGCUUGAGAGUAUCAGAGCUUGUUGGAUUUGACUCUAUAGAGCAAUAUCUUCCACAUAGAGUUGCAAUGCAAUUUGGAAUUGAUCAAGAUGUUCCAGGUGUUGCGCCUAUGGUCAAUGAGACUAAAGAGAUUGCUUGGAAAAACCACUGCAGAUCCAUAUCUGAUAAAAGUUUGUAUUUUCCAUCGAGAUUUUUUGAGGCUGAUGUUACAACCCGUUAUUCAAGGUGGUGGAAGCAAUCGGUAUUAGGUCGCAGCGAUUUUGUCAAGAAAAUUGUGCAGCGGAAGAGAAGUGAAAGUUCAAGGAAACAUAGAGCUCAUGUAGGAAAAGCUAACAGAAGGGGUAAUGAUGUUGGUGUUCCACCUGGAUUUCGUCCUCAUCUUGUUGACACUCUUAUUUUUGGAAGUUUUUGUGAUGAUGUUCCAGCUGAAAUUUCUGCUAAUGAUUGUGUGAAAGCUGAUGAAAAUAUUGGUGCUUCUUCCGUAUUAGUUGAGGAUUGUAAGCCUUUGUUGAAAGAGUACAAAUGUGGUGGCAUAAUCAACCAAAGUUCUUCAGCGUCUUUAGAAUGUUAUAAAAAGAUAUUACCACAGAAAAGGACAACUUUAAAAGACAACAUUGAACAUUCAAUAAGGGGCUUGGAGGAAGAUUUUGAAAAUGAAAACCAGAGAAAAGGUGCAAGAUUGUCCAGUGACAGAAUCUGUUUGUCUGAGACUCAAAGUGAAAAUCAAAGCUUUUCUAUCAGAGAAAAAGCCUCUUCAACAAACAAAGUUAGUGUUGCACAGUACGAUCUUCAAGAAGAAGCUAAAGAAACUCUUGAAGAAAAAGAAAGAGAAGAAAGUGAUCAUGAAGUUUUGGUUUUGUUAAAAGAGCAAUACUUGAAGAACCAAGAGGAACUCGGGCGUCUGGCAAGACAACAAGAAGAGAUCUUACGGUUAUUUGCUUUGAGAGAGAAGAGGGAUGAAGAGUUGAGGCAACUCCUCACUAGUGUUCUAAAGAACCAACAACCACCAUCAUCUUCUUAA
This is a messenger RNA of Trifolium pratense (red clover), 2154 nucleotides long. RefSeq lists its product as uncharacterized. The coding region runs from base 1 to 2154 and encodes 717 amino acids. The transcript has a single exon. Gene Ontology annotation, biological process: meristem development; meristem maintenance. Lineage: Eukaryota; Viridiplantae; Streptophyta; Magnoliopsida; Fabales; Fabaceae. The record is from RefSeq and is a predicted model, not a curated record.